Messenger RNA from Austrofundulus limnaeus, 1969 nucleotides. It is a transcript of the gene nt5c1bb, whose product is annotated as 5'-nucleotidase, cytosolic IB b. Gene Ontology annotation, biological process: adenosine metabolic process; nucleotide metabolic process. Gene Ontology annotation, cellular component: cytosol; cytoplasm. The record is from RefSeq and is a predicted model, not a curated record. NCBI's taxonomy places the organism in Eukaryota, Metazoa, Chordata, Actinopteri, Cyprinodontiformes, Rivulidae. Gene Ontology annotation, molecular function: magnesium ion binding; 5'-nucleotidase activity; nucleotide binding.
CCGAUUGCGUCACAGCUGGUGGACACGCCCAUUGGGCUUCCUUCUACAUUUCCGUAAAGUUUUUUUUUUACUUUCAGCGCAGUUUUCACAUUCUGUACUCGGCUCAUUGAGAGCAGCUGAAGCAGACUGACCCAGGGAGAGUUUGAUAACAGAAAAAAAUGAGUGAAAUCAAACCAAACGAGGCUGUUCCAGCUGAAAAAAGCGGAGAUGAGAGAGACUGGGCAGCGGCCAAAGCUUUUUUUGACAACCUCAAAACUAAAGUACCGAGACCGCCCAAGCCGCAGAACGCCGUGACCAUCGCGGUGUCCUCCCGGACCCUCUUCGACCUGGUGGCCGAGAGGAAGGUCUUCGAGGAGGAGGGACUGGAGACGUACGUGGCCCACCAGGUGGAGCACGAGCACGAGCCUCUGAAGCCGGGAGCUGCUUUCCCCUUCGUAAAGGUAUCGCUGCAGCUACGAUGUUCAGGCCCACGGCGGACGCCGGGCUGAGUGACACCCAGCUGAGGGUGGCGUUCGACGGCGACGCUGUCCUCUUCUCGGACGAGUCGGAGAUCAUCGUGAAGCAGCACGGCCUCGACACAUUCUUCGAGCAUGAGAAGAAGUUCGAGAACAAACCUCUGGCUCAGGGCCCCCUGAAGUGUUUUCUGGAGGCCCUCGGAAAGCUCCAGAGAAAAUUCUACGCCAAGAACGAGCGCUUGAACUGCCCCAUCCGCACCUUCCUGGUCACGGCCCGCAGCGCCGCCAGCUCCGGGGCCCGCGUCCUGAAGACCCUCCGUAGCUGGGGGCUGGAGAUCGACGAAGCCCUGUUCCUGGCCGGCGCCCCCAAGGGGCCGCUGCUGCAGAAGAUCAAACCACACAUCUUCUUCGACGACCAGAUGUUCCACAUCGAGGGGGCCCAGGAAAUGGGCACCAUUUCUGCGCACGUCCCCUACGGGAUCGGACAGAAGUACCACAAGGGGACGCUCAUCAAGGAGCCUGAGAAAAAGGAGUGAUGUGUUGGAAUCCAUGUGCUCCAGAUUAACCUAAGGUUUCAUUUAAAUUAUUUUGUUUCCUACGAGUGGGUUUAAUUACUGAGAGAGCACAGACUUACCUCACACUUUGGUUUUAAAGAUGCCAGCAAAAAGAAAUGGUUUCCUUAUAAACCACAUCUAUUUUUCUACACUUUAUGAUGGUUUUAACCAUUUUUCUUAAAUUUAAAUGUGUUUGAUCUUCAUAGUCUUCAACUGUUUGGUUAUAUACAAAAAAAUGUUAUCUGGGUAAAUAUAGCUUUAUUUUUGGGGAAAAAAAACUACAUUUUUAAUUUGAUAUAAUUAAAAAAAGAGAGAGAAGGCCCACAAGAAGCACUGAUGCUGUUUUAGUUCCUCUCGUUUCUCAUUCUUUGGGUUUUUACACUAAGUUUUUACAUCUACUCUCACCUGUAACCAUAGAUCUUUGGUAUGAGAUAAAAUUUAUUGCAAACUGCGUGUUUUUACACAAAGAUAAAGAGGUUAAAAAACGAGUUGCACAGUUUUGCACACUUUUUUUUUUAAAAUGCUGGCAGUAUAACUGUAUGUUGGACUUAAUAACACAGUCACUUUGUUUUUUUGUUUUUGCAUCACGUAUCUCUUCUGUCUUUUUUUUUACACCUGCUCUGCACUUCUUGACCCAGGAGUAUAGAACGACCGUGAGUUCGGAGCUGAAAGGAACUCACUGGAAAAAGUUUUAGUGUUUACACUGCUUUAACGCAGCGCUUUACUUUUUUAAAUUAGGAAAUUAUGUUCUUUUUAUCUGUUUUUAUCUAUCUGAUAGUUUACAUUUAAGAAGAAGUUUUUAAAAUAUGUAUGUUUUUAUUUAAAACGUCUAAAAGAGCUAAUUGUGGCUUUUUGUGCUUUUUAUAAUUAAGCCACAAUAAAAAAAAAGAUGUGUUAUUGUGUCUUAUAAUUCUAUAUGGAUGCUAUAUUUCACAAUAAAUCCAAACAGAGUAAAAACAA